Molecule: messenger RNA, 1583 nt
Organism: Sycon ciliatum
Lineage: Eukaryota; Metazoa; Porifera; Calcarea; Leucosolenida; Sycettidae
Product: methyltransferase N6AMT1-like
Exons: 7
Coding region: 297-827 (176 amino acids)
Biological process (GO): methylation
Cellular component (GO): eRF1 methyltransferase complex
Molecular function (GO): protein methyltransferase activity; nucleic acid binding; S-adenosylmethionine-dependent methyltransferase activity
Source: RefSeq, a predicted model, not a curated record
AACCACUGGUAAAAAUUUGAUUUUAAAAGUUGUUAAAUCUACACACAACAGCACAUAAUGGUGCACUUGGGCAUUCAAUCAAUCAAUCAAUAAAUUUCUGCAACUAUAGUUCCUGUGAAAGCGAUCAUGAGACAAACGAAUAAAAUCCAUGGAGCCCUGAAGCAAUGACAUUGAGUAGAACAGGUAUUCCCUUGUGUCACCGAUCUGUAGUACUGGCAUGUAGUGGAAAGUCAGUAUUCUUGCAGUUGCCAUCACAUUGGCGUAAUUUGCGAGCGCAGUUUGGAUAAGGGAGAGAGAUGAGACCUAGCCGUGGCUCGCCCUCAUUGUGCGUGGAGGUCGGAGUUGGCUCAGGAGCUGUUUUGACAUUCUUGGGUGGCAUCAUUGGCUCUUCUGCGCAUUACAUUGGAACUGAUAUCAGCCGCCAUGCCGCUGUUGCUGCUCGCAGCACAGGGCAACAUAACAACAUUCUUAUUGACACUGUUCAGACUGACUUGGUCACUGCCUUAUUGCCUAGAUGCUCUGGUUGUGUGGAUGUCAUGCUGUUCAAUCCGCCGUAUGUUGUGACUCCAUCUGAAGAGAUUUCUCAAGGUGGAAUUGCGGCAACAUGGGCUGGUGGUGUGAAUGGGAGAGAGGUCACGGAUCGCCUUCUCCCCCUGGUUAGCCGUCUGCUGUCUCCUUCGGGGCGCUUCUAUUUGCUGCUUUUGGAAGAAAACCAGCCUGGUGACGUACAUCAGAUCCUUUCCGACACUGGCCUAUCAGGUGAAGAAGUGAUUCGACGCCGCUCAGGCCCAGAGAACCUGUCAGUUUGGUGUUAUAAGCGAAAGUAAAUCCUUGUGAGUGGGCUGUGAAGCUGACAACAUGCAGCCUACUUGAAAGAUAGAUACAGUGCCACGACUGUAACUUCAAUUGAGCAUCCCGGAGUCCAAUCGAGCCCAUCUUAGCUUUGCGGAUAACUUGCAUGAUGUGAGGGAAAACGGUGAAGCAACAUAAUUAUGGAUUUCACGUGUGUAUGGUAUUCCCGAAACCAUACAGAACUGUGGUUCUUGCCGCAGCAUGCUUACGAGCUCGUAGAGUGUACAUGUACACAUAUCCGUGGAAGGCUGCUUUCCAAGUGCAGGCGUACAUGCCAUCGUUGCCACCUAUCGUCUGAUUAGAGUCUCUCCUACCAAGUGCCAUGUGACAGAUGCCUGUUUCACUGGGGGACACUCUCGUCUGGUUUACCAAUAACUGCUGAUAAUACCACCGCAUACACCACAAGUAGACAUGGUGUGUCAUCAUAGACACUUACUGGAGGUGAUGUUGUUGUAACACCUUUACAGCAUUCAAUUCUGGUAAUUCUGCUAUGUGAUGUUGUUGGGUGAAUGGUGUGUGGGAGAGAGAGAGAGACCGCAAAGCCUUUUCAAGUAUUGUAGCAGAUUGAUAUAGCAAGCUAUGUCACCAAUACUGGAACUUUAUCAUAUUCUUUAACUUAGAAUUUUAUCACAUGUUGAUUUUUAGUUUUUUGCAUGAUGUACUUACAUCAAUAUGAACAUGGAACUUAUGCUUGCAUUUUCGUUUUGAGGAACAUGUCUUCACACGUUGAA